AUGGCCCUAAGUGCUUUUAAAAGAAAGCAUGACGUUCCUCCUGGGUUUGAGAUUGAUCGGAUCGUGAUCGACAUUUUAUCGGAUGAAGAGGAUGUUACAAUUGUACCGCCUCCACCUAAGAGGCAUAAAUCAGCAACUCCAGUUCUGGAUGGUGGUUCACGUCCUCAGUCACGUGAUGGUUCCCGUGACUCGAAUUCCACUCUUGCUUCGGUUUCCAAGUUGAUAUCUCCAAGUCCAGCGCGUGCUCUUGGUUUCCAGAAACCAACAGUUCCACCACCACUCCCCAAACAACGACUGUCCACCUCUCAUCAAAACUUGUUUCGACCUCGAGAAAAAAUUCACUCAUCCGUCCACGCUCUCAGCCCCGCUACCACCACAAAUGGUGCUGUUCGUACAAAUUCUUUCAAUGGAUAUCGAAAAUCGGAAAACACAAAGCCUUCACCCUCUCACUCAACAUCUGUGGCUUCACCAUCCAACGGCUCUGGUGGUCGCUUCCUCUCGUCGGUAAAUCUACCUACGCGUCAGACUUCGGUGCCUCAGCCAGUCUUGAAGACCAUUGACAAGUUUCAAGUUGCCCCCAAACCUUUGGGUCGACCGAGGCUGGUGCAGCACAGUACUCCACCACCCAAACUAAAGGCACCUAGCCAACCUCCGACACCUUUACAGGCGAACAUUGAACUUGUGAUAGAAAAUACGCUGCGACAAUGGACAGGGCCCCCUCCCAAGUCUGCUGCAACCUUGAAUGCCGAGAGAAAGGCAGAGAGAAAAGCACUCUUGAAAGACUUGAAGGUCAGCACAGAAGUUGCCAAGAAGAGACCAGAUGAUGUUGAACGCCAUUUUGGUCAGACGGGCUUCUCCAAGGCCUUCAGUACCGAGAUCACUGAGAACGAACUCGCGUUGCGAACCAGAUUAGCGUCACAGAAGAAGAAAAAGCAGUCAGUCACGGCGGUGGAUCGACAUUUAGAUAUCGAUAGCGAGCUCGCCAAGUCUCUUGACAAUCUCAUCAUUUCCGACAAGUCCUCGAUAAUUACACCUGAGCAGUCGACUCGAGUCCUUCUGACUAAUAGAUUCAACGAGGAAGUCAAUCCGCCCUUGUCCUUUGCCAACAACGUCAAUGAAAAGCUCUUGCACGGCAAGUUUCAAUUCACUGAUCGAUACAUUCUUCGACCUGGUAUCAAGGAGGCCGCGCUAAAUACAAACUUCGGAUGUACUUGUGGCGGAGAAUGUGGUCUUGACUCGUGCCAAUGCUUCACCAGAACAGCCACGGAUGUAACCAGCAAGAAACCGAUCUCAAUUGGUCAGCGACAAACUUAUUUUCGAAGACCGGAUGGAAUUAUUGUGUUGACAAACAACUAUAUCGCACAGGAGCUUCAGGAUGAAGUCCAACAUUUCGAAAUUACGGAGUGUAACGACUGUUGUUCUUGUGGUGAUGACUGCACAAACAAAGUUGUCAGCAAGGGGCGAACCGUUCCACUCGAGAUAUUCCAAACUGCAAAGUGCGGAUUCGGUGUGCGUUCUUCCGUUGACAUUGUGAAAGGUCAAUUCAUCGAACUCUACCUUGGCGAAGUUAUUACCGAAACUGAACUAGAGCGAAGAGAGCAAGCAGCCGAUGAAGGUUCACCCUCCUACAUUUACUCGCUCGAUUGGUUCACUGGUGUCGACAAUCGCUGCUACCAUGUCGAUGGGGAAAUCUUCGGCACCGCAAUGCGGUUUGUUAAUCACUGUUGCGCACCAAACGCCCGGUGCUUUACUGUCACGACGCAUAAACGUGAUGAGAAACUCUACUAUCUCGCUUUUUUCGCGAUUGAGAACAUCCCGGCAGGAGUCGAAAUCAGAAUCGACUACCAUGGUGGUGGUAGAAAACUGGUUGGAGAAGACGGCCUUCCUGUCAGCAGCCAAGAAAAAGGAGACCCAACUUCCGAUGAUCCAGAACUAGUCCCUUGCUACUGCGGUGCAAAGAAAUGCAGAAAAAUUCUCUGGAAUCCUACCAAACAGAAACGCGCUGGGCGACGUAGCAAACGACACGAAUAA
Molecule: messenger RNA, 2031 nt
Organism: Exophiala bonariae
Lineage: Eukaryota; Fungi; Ascomycota; Eurotiomycetes; Chaetothyriales; Herpotrichiellaceae
Exons: 3
Coding region: 1-2031 (676 amino acids)
Cellular component (GO): nucleus
Molecular function (GO): protein binding; zinc ion binding; histone methyltransferase activity
Source: RefSeq, a predicted model, not a curated record